Messenger RNA from Symbiodinium sp. CCMP2592, 446 nucleotides. Lineage: Eukaryota; Dinophyceae; Suessiales; Symbiodiniaceae. The record is from the annotation of a GenBank genome assembly.
GUGCUCGACGAAGAGCUCGAGGAGGAGGAGGUCUCCUGGAACCCUUCGGAUGUCGAGGAGGCGGACAAGAGGGGGGCCAAGAGGAACGUGCAGGACAUCUGGUUUCGUCCGGAUGGGCAGGCUCCACAGAAGAAGGCCGCGAAGAGGGAGACUGGGGCAAGGGCGAAGAGCAAGUCGAGGCCACAGCCACGUGUGCCGAAGGUGCCGAAGGCGAAGAACGUGGUGACGAAGCCAAUGCCAAAGAGGCCGGUUCCGCCCGCCUACCCGCCACCGAAGGCUGCUGGACCGAAGGCUACUGGAGCCAAGGCUGCUGGAGCCAAGGCUGCUGGACCCAAGGCUGCAGUGGAGGUUCCGCCGCCGAAGGCUUUGUUUGCCCUCUCGAGAUGGAGGCCAAAAGGCAAGGUGGUGAUUGGCCAGGAUGGCUCUGGCUAUAUCGCCGGCGAGAG